AACAUUACGAGCAAUUCAAGCGUCUACGCGACAAACUGAUAAAUGAGCCAAAAAAUCUAUCUCUUGAGGAGAAGCUGAAAGUGUGCACAGAAAUUGGAAAGAUCUAUCAACUGAUGAAAACGUUAAGUCAAAAGAAAAUUCGUUUGACGGAGAGUGUCGAACAAAUUCUACGACUUAUUGCUAAUAAGGUGACAAAGGACCAACUUCAGUUCAAAUGGGAUUUAGAAGCAGAGAAUCCGCGCCAAGCGAGCCUGAUUCGUGAUGAAGACUCGAUUUCAAACUUCCUUGCCGAUGAGGAUAUAAACGAUUUGGAUGAUACCCCUCAAAUGCCAUCUCCUCCACGGGAAAUGCUCGAUAUUAUCAAGGACGAUCCCGGAUCAAUCUUCAAUUACGAUAAUAUCAGAAAUGGUGGUAUCUCUUCAAAGCCUCCACUCAACUUUUAUCACGGAACACUUCACGAAACAGUUCAACAGGCUUUUGACCCAGUUGGUAAAGGUGUGGAAGACCGACGACCGUUAGCUCUGUAUUUGCAUCAUGAUCGCGGGAUUGCAUCCAACAUUUUCCCACCAACUAUUCUUUGCUCCGAGUCAGUUUCC
Messenger RNA from Mesorhabditis belari, 596 nucleotides. NCBI's taxonomy places the organism in Eukaryota, Metazoa, Nematoda, Chromadorea, Rhabditida, Rhabditidae. The record is from the annotation of a GenBank genome assembly.